This is a messenger RNA of Nasonia vitripennis (jewel wasp), 1446 nucleotides long. RefSeq lists its product as uncharacterized. The coding region runs from base 98 to 1339 and encodes 413 amino acids. NCBI's taxonomy places the organism in Eukaryota, Metazoa, Arthropoda, Insecta, Hymenoptera, Pteromalidae. The record is from RefSeq and is a predicted model, not a curated record. The transcript is spliced from 2 exons.
AGCCGCGGACAAGACAGUCGAGCAGUGUCUGGGAUCCUGAGAGGAGCUAUACUGCAGUGCAACUGCUCAUCACACGCAAGUACUCAUAGAUAUUAUAAUGUCGACUCUAAGAAGACUGCUGUUCUUCGGAAUUCUCUGCUUCGGCUUACGCUUCGCCAACGGCCGCGUAGGAAAAAUAGUACACGAACGUUACGUCGAAGCCGUCGAUUCGAAUCUGUACGUCAACAUCAACGCAUUUUGGUCGAAGGAUAACCUCCAGAAUUUAACCUACGUCGCGUGCCCUGGAUCGGACAGCAAAUUUCAGAGGAAUUGCACGGUCGGCUCGCGCGCUGUAUCCUUAGCGUGUCCCGUGACUUUAAAUACCGACCAAUCACGAAUCAUCGAGGAUUAUCUGGAAGUUUUUCCAUUCGGACCGACGAGAGCCAUUAUUUUCUGGGGAGACUAUUAUGGACGCGGUCAACGUACCCACGUCAAAUGCACCAUCGUCGAUUUGAUGACUUGUCAGAGCAAUUAUCUGGAAUUUCCAAUGGCUUCCAAAUUGCCGUACGACUUUAUACUGGCCAAAUCGAAUUACGUGAUUCGCGAUAAUUCAUUCGAGUUCAUGAUCACCGACAAUUCUCACUCGAAUAAUUUGAACAAAUAUCUCAUCGACGCCAAUGGAACUUUAAUUUCCAAGUUAAACCCCUGGUGUAUAACCAGGCGAAUGAUGAAUGCUGCGUAUCCAAUUGUGAUCGAUCAGGAAAUAAAGAGUUAUUUGUACACAAGUUCGAGCCGGGGUUUAAUUUUCCGCCAAUGGAUCUUGGCAAAGUGUAACGGCACCGAGAAAUUACUACAACAGGUGAAUCCGAAUUUUUUCGGUCCGCUUAUCGAAGACAUAUCGACCACUCACAAUACCAUUGGAAUAGCUACGGGCUCAGAUUCAUCCAUUCUUGUCGGUCAGUUCGAUCUGGACGGCAAUUCCAAGUUAAAUAUGACGCUCGACUUUGACUUUGAUUUGGGAAGUGUGUCGAUGCUUAAUCUAGCUGCUGGUGGUUUUGUUUUAACUGUCGAAGGAACAAAAUACGACGCCGACUAUAGAUACAAAAGUAAACAGCUGAAAAUGCUGAAAAUAUCAGCCGAUAAAAAAAUCAUCGGAUCCGUGAAGUGGAUGGAACAGAUAUCCUGCGAUAAUAAAAUUACAAUGCAGUUGUUCGAAAACGAAGCGAAGGAGCAUUGUUUGGCCGCUUUGUGUACCAAUGUCCGAAGGUUCAAUACUGGGUGGACUGCGGGAAAGCAGUUCGCGGAACUCGAGGUCCGCUGUUAUACCGAUAGCGAUUUUACGGCUGAUGAUACACUGUAAUUUUGAUUCUCAUGUUUAUAUACCUUCAAUACACGAGAUGCACUUAUAUGUGGGCCAUUGUGGCAGUGUGUAAUUAUUUACAAUAUAUACAUCAACAAUUUUAUCCA